AUGGGCUGCUCUUCUAGUGUGAGUGUGGUGCGCGACGAAGUGGAAGACACCGGCAUAACUCGCGUCAUAUACACGGACCGCACUGGACAAAAGUUCGUCCAGCAUUCCACUCCAUUCAAGGAGGGCAUUCGACGCUUCAAUUCCAUGCGUAUCAGCGACAAAGAUGCUUCUGGAAUAAUCGUCCCGCUUGCAAGUACCCACAACCAGCAUGUGAAGCGGCUCGACAAGUUUUUGGCGGCCAUAGAGCAGAACCCGAGAUUGCUGGAGAAGAGGGUGCUGCCCAGCCAACUUCCGAAGCACUGCAGCCAAGCAGCGCUCCUGAAAGUUGACCAGGAGGUCUCUGGGCAGAGCCUGGCGGACGUCAGCACAGACGUGUCCAACUUUGCCUCUAGCCCGGGCAGCUUUGCAUAG
Messenger RNA from Symbiodinium sp. CCMP2456, 411 nucleotides. The record is from the annotation of a GenBank genome assembly. Lineage: Eukaryota; Dinophyceae; Suessiales; Symbiodiniaceae.